Messenger RNA from Lycium barbarum (goji berry), 1927 nucleotides. RefSeq names its product probable flavin-containing monooxygenase 1. The coding region runs from base 145 to 1728 and encodes 527 amino acids. Gene Ontology annotation, molecular function: NADP binding; flavin adenine dinucleotide binding; N,N-dimethylaniline monooxygenase activity. The record is from RefSeq and is a predicted model, not a curated record. NCBI's taxonomy places the organism in Eukaryota, Viridiplantae, Streptophyta, Magnoliopsida, Solanales, Solanaceae. The transcript is spliced from 5 exons.
UAUGCAAGAAAUCAAAUCAUCUCAUCUUAACCCCUAUUAUUAGCUAUUUAUACAGAGGGCAAUUCAAGCCCUCUAGCAAUCAAUCGUUAUUGGAUCCCAUCAUCUUCACAUUACAGGAAAAAAGGAGAGAGUGUUGCAGUAACAAUGACAAAUUUUGACCAAAGAGAAAACAGAAAGAAGCAGGUAAUAGCAAUAAUUGGAGCUGGAAUCAGCGGCCUCUUGGCAUGCAAAUACGCAAUUUCCAAAGGAUUUGAUCCAAUUGUGUUCGAGUCGGAGAGUAGCGUUGGGGGUGUGUGGACUAAGACCAUUGAGAGCACUCUGCUGCAGACACCAAAAUCCGCUUACCAGUUCACUGAUUUUCCGUGGCCCGAUUCGGUAACCGAGCUGUUUCCUGACCAACAAGCUGUGCUGGAUUACAUUGAAUCGUACGCUAAUCACUUUGAUUUGCUCCGUCACAUUCAGUUUAAACACAAAGUGUUGAGCCUAAGCUAUGGAGAUGGCGACACAAUAAGUGGAGAAUGGAAUUUGUGGGGCGGAACCGGCGAGGCUUUUGGCAAUAAAGGGAAGUGGAGCGUCGAUGUACAGGACACUCGAGCCCUCUCCACACAGACAUACCAAGUUGAUUUUGUAGUAGUUUGCGUAGGAAGGUUCAGCCAGGUUCCACACAUACCUCAAUUUCCUGCAAACAGAGGCCCCGAAGCUUUUGAGGGUGAAGUAAUCCAUUCAAUGGACUAUUCCAAAAUGGACUCCGAAACUGCAACCAAUUUCGUUAAAGGAAAACAAGUAGCCGUUGUUGGAUUCCAGAAAUCAGGAAUGGACAUUGCCAUGGAGUGCUCAACGGUUAAUGGGGUUGAACGUCCAUGCACAGUAGUAAUCAGGACACCGCAUUGGAACCUUCCUGAUUAUUUCCCAUGGGGAUUCUCUCUGGCAAAACUCUAUUUAUGUCGAUUCUCCGAACUUACGGUGCAUAAACCCGGUGAAGGCCUUCUUCUAAGUCUCCUCGCCACAACUCUUUCACCAUUGAGGUGGGCCUUCUCAAAAUUUGUAGAAAGUUAUAUAAAAUGCAAAAACAGGCUUGCAAAACAUGGAAUGGUGCCAGAGCACAGCUUCUUAAAUGAUUUGACUUCCUGUUCACUUGCUAUAGUGCCGGAGGGCUUGUACGACAGAGUUGAGGAAGGAAGUAUCAAGCUCACCAAGAAAGUAGAGAUUUUUGGAUUCUCUAAAGAAGGUAUCAUGCUCAAGGGUCAGGCUGAACCAAUAAAAUCCGACUUAGUCAUAUUCGCUACUGGCUUCAAGGGAAUUGAUAAGCUCAAACACAUUUUUGAAUCAACAAAAUAUCAGGAAUUCAUAGCCGGCUCAGAUGAUUCUGCAGCUCCCCUCUAUAGGGAAUGUAUCCAUCCUCGAAUUCCACAACUGGCAAUAAUUGGAUUCUCAGAAAGCUUAGUAAAUCUAUACACCUCGGAAAUAAGGUGUCGAUGGCUGGCAGAGCUUCUUGAUGGAAAUUUUAAGCUACCUAGCAUCAAGAUUAUGGAAAAAGACACAGCAGAAUGGGAUAAAUACAAGAAGAGAUAUUCUUGUAGGAAGUACUACAGGAGAUCAUCUAUAGCUGCAUUGCACAUUUGGCACAAUGACCAACUCUGCGAGGACAUGGGCUGGAAUCCUAAGAGGAAAAAGGGUCUUUGGACUGAGUGGUUCGAACCCUAUGGACCAAUGGAUUACACCGGCUAAUACGGAGUAUAAAAGAGCUCCAAAACCUCUCAUUUCAAUUUCAAGAAUGAAGCCUCUUUUUCCUAUUUUUCUUUUACUGGACCUUGAACGAUAAGAUCAAACAAAUUGGCACAUGAUUAUAUAUUAUUUGUAUCAAAUAGGUAAGGACUCGCCAUUAAAACGAUUUGAUUCUUAAUUUGAGUUGAAGUGAAUUGAUUUC